GGCUGAUACUCGAUGUGAGGCUGUAUUAAUCUGAUGGCUGAGUUAACUCUGCUUGGUCCAAGAAAAUAUAACAGAUGUUGGAAAGCACUAAUAUCACCUGUGAAGAAGAGGUCAUCAGUGAUCAAUAUAUUACAGCUCUAGCAGCACAAACCAAACCAUCACCAUGAAACACUUCCUGAGGAUGUUUGUCCAGGUAUGCCUGUACUUCUACUGCAAAUGCUUGUGGCGCUGCCUGAAAUUCGUGGUCAGGAAACUAACUGGUCAAUGUGAACUGCAAAGGAUCUGUUACAACACCAAACCUGGAGCUGCCAGAACUAUGAAAAUAGAGGCAUCCCUGAAAGGUUCAAAAUGUAAGCGGCUGCAAACAUCAGUAAAUGUUCACCCUGAUGCUAUUGAAAAAACGAUAGAUGACAUCAUGGAGCUGAAAAGGAUUAAUCCAGAUAUAAAUCCACAGUUGGGAGUGUCCCUCCAGGCAUGCCUGCUGCAGAUUGUGGGGUACAGGAAUCUCAUUGCAGAGGUGGAGAAGCUGCGCCGGGAGCCGUACGACUCAGAGAAUCCGCAGCAUGAGGAAAUGCUGCUGAAGCUGUGGAAAUGCUUGAAGCCGGAUUCACCGCUGAAAGCUCGGAUCUCGAAGCAAUGGUGUGAAAUUGGUUUCCAAGGUGACGAUCCUAAAACAGACUUUAGAGGCAUGGGUCUCUUGGGCUUAUAUAACUUGGUGUAUUUUGCUGAAUGGGACACUGAGAUAGCUCAGCAAGUUCUCACUGAUUCUCUUCACCCUAAAUACAGCCAACUUAGCAAAGCUGAAUGGGAGAAGAAAAAGUUUGACAAGGCAAUUGGCUACUCUUUUGCUAUCGUGGGCAUUAACAUAACAGACCUUGCAUACAACCUGCUGGUGAGUGGGGCUCUGAAGACCCAUUUCUACAAUGUUGCUCCAGAAGCACCAACGCUCACUCACUUUCAGCAGACCUUCUGUUAUUUAAUGCAUGAAUUCCACAAAUUCUGGAUUGAUGAGGAUCCACUGGACAUAAUGGAAUUCAAUCGCGUCAGAGAGAAAUUUUACAAGCGAAUCUUGAGACAGCUCCAGAACCCAGAGAUGGCUCUGUGUCCUCAUUUUGCAGCAUCAGAAAGUUUAAUCAACAUGUAGCUGCUCAGCUGAUCUAAUUUGGAAGCACUGUCUCACUCUUGGUUUAGAUCACUGUUAGACCAUCACUAGCAUACUGAAUGACCAUGGCAAUCGUGUGCAUGUUUUUGGCGCAGUGUUCAUCUAUUUUUGUCACAUGAUCCCCUUAUGCUUCUCCUGUUGGGGAUUUUUCAUUUCAAAUGGGUGCUCAUAUUGCCUCAUUAUGCAGUGUUACCUUCUGAAUUGAUGUCCAGAUAUCAGAGUUUUUUCUAUUUUUUUAGACUUUCCUCAUAAUUCAGCAUUGACAAUUGAAUUGUAUUUCUCUAGCAGUGUUUUUGUAUAUGUGGAAUAAGUAGCUGGAUCUUGUAUUGUGAAAGCUUUUUAACUUCUCAGUAUGUUUUAAGAUAACUACUGGCAUUUCAAGCAAAAUGUAUGUUUGGACCUCAUCUAGAAGAUAAUGUAAUUUAAUCUAAUGCAGACAAACACAUUAAAGUCCAAUUUUCUCCAUGCAACCAUUAUAUGCUUAAUGCAAAAUUAAUGAGGCUUAUGAGAUACGUGUUUCAGUGAGAAGAGUUUAUGCAGAAUUAUGAUCAAAUGCAUGAAUACCAAAUGGUCUGGUGAUGCUAAUGCAGUGAACUGUGAACACAUUCACAACUAACAGAUACUGGCAGGCGCCAAAAA
Messenger RNA from Ficedula albicollis (Collared flycatcher), 1801 nucleotides. It is a transcript of the gene ELMOD1, whose product is annotated as ELMO domain containing 1. NCBI's taxonomy places the organism in Eukaryota, Metazoa, Chordata, Aves, Passeriformes, Muscicapidae. The transcript is spliced from 11 exons. The coding region runs from base 164 to 1144 and encodes 326 amino acids. The record is from RefSeq and is a predicted model, not a curated record. Gene Ontology annotation, molecular function: GTPase activator activity.